AAGCACACACUCUGCUCUCUCACUGGGAGGAGGAGCCGGAGUAGCAGCUGCAGCGGCGGCGGCCUGAACGAUAGGAUGUCCCGACAUGAAGGUGUCAGCUGCGAUGCAUGUUUAAAAGGAAACUUCAGAGGCCGUAGAUACAAAUGCUUAAUUUGUUACGACUACGAUCUGUGCGCAUCUUGUUAUGAAAGUGGUGCAACUACAACAAGGCAUACAACUGACCAUCCAAUGCAGUGCAUAUUGACAAGAGUAGACUUUGAUUUGUAUUAUGGUGGGGAGGCUUUUUCUGUAGAACAGCCACAAUCUUUUACUUGUCCUUAUUGUGGUAAAAUGGGUUAUACAGAGACUUCUUUACAAGAACACGUCACUUCUGAACAUGCAGAAAUGUCAACAGAAGUGAUCUGUCCGAUAUGUGCAGCAUUACCUGGAGGAGAUCCAAAUCACGUCACAGAUGACUUUGCUGCCCACCUUACACUUGAACACAGAGCUCCCAGAGAUUUAGAUGAAUCCAGUGGAGUUCGGCAUGUACGAAGGAUGUUUCACCCCGGUCGGGGAUUGGGAGGGCCUAGAGCUCGCAGAUCAAACAUGCACUUUACUAGCAGUUCCACUGGGGGGCUUUCAUCUACACAGAGCUCAUACUCGCCAAGCAAUAGGGAAGCCAUGGAUCCUAUAGCUGAACUGUUAUCUCAGUUAUCUGGAGUAAGACGUUCAACUGGAGGACAACUCAAUUCCUCGGGCCCUUCUGCUUCCCAGCUGCAGCAGCUGCAGAUGCAGUUACAGCUUGAAAGGCAACAGGCACAAGCAGCACGACAACAACUAGAAACCGCACGAAACGCAACAAGGCGCAACAAUGCAAGUGGCGUCACCACCUCAAUUACACAAUCAACAGCAGCAGCCAACACAUCCAACAUGGAAAACAAUCAGCAGACUAUCCAGAAUUCACAGUUUCUUCUCACAAGGUUGAAUGAUCCUAAGAUGUCUGAAGCUGAACGUCAAUCAAUAGAGAGUGAACGUGCCGACCGCAGUCUGUUUGUACAGGAGCUCCUCCUGUCAACGUUGUUGCAGGAGGAGAGUUCCUCUGACGAGGAUGAGCGAGGGGAAAUACCUGAUUUUGGGGCAAUGGGAUGUGUAGAUAUUAUGCCUUUAGAUGUUGCUUUAGAAAACCUUAAUCUGAAAGAGAGUAAUAAAGGAAAUGAGCCUCCGCCACCUCCUCUUUGAUGAAAUCCCACUUUGCAGACAAUGUCCUCUGUGCUGUAACUGCCAAUGAAAGUGGACAAACAACUAUCUUUGGGUUUGUUUUGGUGAUUGUAAUUUACGGUCUGUCACUCUUGUUACAUUGUGUACAUUCAAAAAAAAAAAAAAAAAAAGUUAAAAAAAAAAUUACAAAUGAGGCAAAUAUAUGUAAUUCACUUAACUAAUUUUUAUUUCUAGCAGGUAAACAUAGGUAGCAGUACCAGAGGCAGCAUCUUGCUUCCUGUACUUUGACUUAAACAAAUACAGAAUAAAACAAAGCUCUCCUAAUCUCCCACAUUCAAACCGAAGAGGAAAAAAAACAAAUAUAUGGAAAAAAAUCUUUAAUGAAGCUGCUGUGUGUAUUUAUGAAUAUUAAUGAAUAAAAACUGCUUGGAUGGUUUACCAUAA
Messenger RNA from Spea bombifrons (plains spadefoot toad), 1641 nucleotides. RefSeq names its product potassium channel modulatory factor 1 (gene KCMF1). Gene Ontology annotation, biological process: synaptic signaling. NCBI's taxonomy places the organism in Eukaryota, Metazoa, Chordata, Amphibia, Anura, Pelobatidae. The transcript is spliced from 7 exons. The record is from RefSeq and is a predicted model, not a curated record. Gene Ontology annotation, cellular component: plasma membrane. Gene Ontology annotation, molecular function: zinc ion binding. Bases 76 to 1218 code for a protein of 380 amino acids.